Colletotrichum karsti is the source of this 1710-nucleotide messenger RNA. RefSeq lists its product as uncharacterized. The record is from RefSeq and is a predicted model, not a curated record. NCBI's taxonomy places the organism in Eukaryota, Fungi, Ascomycota, Sordariomycetes, Glomerellales, Glomerellaceae. Bases 1 to 1710 code for a protein of 569 amino acids. The transcript has a single exon.
AUGGCACAUCCCCGUCGACCACCACCGCCGCCUCCGCCGCCUCCAAACGCAAAGCUGGGACGCAACAUCGUGAACACCCCUACGUUGCGGUCGUCUUCUCGUCCAUCGCUUUCGUCGCAUUCAUGGCGACUUUCGUCAGUGGAUUCCGCAACCAGUUCCGAUGAAGCCGAAGACUUUUACGAUCAGGAUACAGAAUCCGAUGACCCCUUCGAUCACCAAAACCGAGCCUCUUUUCCUCCUCUUAUGCCUACGGUUCAAUCGAGAACGGCAGUCGACCAGAACAGAAAGAAGAUCACGAGGGUCAUCACGAACCAAGUUUCCCGUCUAAAGAAUGGCCGCAGUCCUGUCCCUGGCUCGGAGUCCGAUGCAUCUUCUGUUCAUUCGACAGCUACCUCCGUCGACCUUGUCCAAUCGUUGUGGGUUCGGAUGAAAGAGCAACGUCAGCAAGUCAACGACAUCAAGCAGGAUAUGGCUGGUAGACGCAGGCAUCUCCGCGAAUUGCGCCGGCGUAAAGACGCUGCUGACAACGCUUUCAUGAACAUGGUCCGCCCCAUCCUCAUCAGGGGCCAGCAGAGGACGCUCGACACACUAGACGCCGUUCUGGACAAGAAAUUUGCCGAUAUGCAAUCCAUUCGCACCGAGUACUACUCCCGAGAAUCAUACUAUGAAGGCCUGGAGAUCAAUCUCGACAAAAAAGAGGAAGACCUCAAUAAUAUCGAGACCCGCUUCUUCAGCGCCCUUGCAGCUGGAACCACAGGUGCUGCGCAAGAGUUCGAAAAGGAGAUCUCGGACGACGAUGAGCCAAAAUAUCUGUCAGACAUACCGCACGACUUGAUGGGCAUAUCUCGGAACGGACCGACGGAAGAAGCCCACCCGCUGUGGGAAGAUCUUGUAUGUGCCACUGGAGACUUUACCAACGCCCAGGACGACUAUGACGAGCUAGUCCUCAUUAAUGAGCAAUAUGCGUACGGCAUGGGAGUGAAAAAGGCCGCUGGCAAAACCCUGAGUCCGGAAGAGGAGCAUUUCAUCAAUGACUUUCCCGAUCAAGAACGCGAGAGGCGUAGAGAGAUCGACCGACUAGCCGAAGAAGUAAAAAGGUUGAAACGAGUUUGCGAAGAAAACGGAGCGAUGAAGAAACACCCCUCUUAUAUGAUAGCCUACGCUCUGGACCCUGACAUCGGAGAAGACAUGACUCUUGACGAUUCGUGGCCAAGUUCGAAGAGUCUUGCACACCACCGCUUCCCCGACCUUUUAUCCUGCCCCGACCAUCUUCUUCAGGCCAGGCCUCUGACAGCCCUAGACGACCUGCGACGGGUUGUUAGGCUCUCUUCGAACCAUCCGGCCAAGAAGUCGCAGUUGCAAGCGGCUCAGAAGGAGCUUGCCAUAUCUAGACUGAUGAUCGAAUUUAAAGGAGACGACAAGUCGGAUUUUGUUACCCGUUGGCUUCUACACCAACUGCGAACAUCGCCCAUGUCCGUCGAGCUUUUGCAUGCCACGUUUAUUCAUGAAGCGAGGUUGAGAAUUUCCAAUUUGCACCGAUGGCAGCAGGAUGUUCUUUUCUACUGGUGGAGGGAUGGCGCUGUCAAAAGGCGAGAAGACUUUCUCCGGUCAACCAGUGCCAGUGGCGUUCCCCAGCCGGCGACGCAUCUUGUCACGGCUGUGAUGAAUCGUAGUCCGUACAUGGAGGGUGGCGAAGGGCAACUUUCUUGA